AAAAAGGCCACACCUACGCUUGCUAAUCAGUGUAUCUCGACUUUGCUACACUGCAUACGGAAACACCACAGCAGCAGAAAUGUACCACAGCAAGACACCGAUCAGCUUAGCUAUUCUUGCCGUACUGGCCGCCGUGGUAUAUGCUUCUACCUCUGGUGGUGGAGGACCUUACAAGUAUGACAUAUCCACUCAGAGUGGUCUUACAGAGCUAUACAACAAGCCGGUGUUUUUAGCAGAGAAAAUGAAACGGCCCUUGGAUCCCUUUUCCGUCAAAAUGGGAUGGUUAAGCCACUCAGGAGUCAGAGUCACUUUGGGUGAUGAUAGUCAGUGGCUCAUCCAUAAAGGAAAUGAUUUUGGCAUCGAUUCCCAGACAGUUGUAGUAAGUGAUCGCCACAUGAGUGACAACUGGGAGGUCGUUGAGUGGAAAAAUUUCUAUGGCACCAAGAAGGUGGGUGACUUCGUGAAGGCCUCAGGUGUCGGUUAUAACUGGAUUUUUAACAACUGUCACAUUGGAGCUAAUAGGAUGAUCAAGCAAUAAGGCAGUAUCAGAGCUUUUAUUCUGCUGUGGAUUUUCCGUGUUAAGUUUCAUCAGUAAUAUGUUAAUUUACAUCAUGUGAUUUCAUGUUUGUCCUUUAAAAAUACCCACAAUGCAUGUGAUGUAUCGCUUUGUCAUUAAUCUUCAUAUGUGUGUACUUUUCAAUGGACAAAUGUCAGCUGGGUUUCAAGUAAUUUUAAUAACUACUUUAAAUAAACUGGGAAAGUUUAACCUAUAUUUAUCUACUAAAACUAAAAAACUAAAUAAAAUGAGUUCUUAAA
Brienomyrus brachyistius is the source of this 816-nucleotide messenger RNA. RefSeq lists its product as uncharacterized. The transcript is spliced from 4 exons. Lineage: Eukaryota; Metazoa; Chordata; Actinopteri; Osteoglossiformes; Mormyridae. The record is from RefSeq and is a predicted model, not a curated record. Bases 80 to 538 code for a protein of 152 amino acids.